AUGGCCCGCACCGCAACCAUCAACCGCGACACCAACGAGACCAAGAUCCAAGUCACCCUCAACCUCGAUGGCGGCGAGCUCCUCCCCUUUGAGUCCACGCCCUUCUGGGACAAUAUCGACAAGCAGGCACAAAAUGGGAUCGACAAGGAUCACGCAUCACAAAAGAGCACAUCCCAGGCGAUAAGCGUGGACACCGGCAUCGGCUUCCUCGACCACAUGCUACACGCUAUGUCUAAACACGCCGGCUGGUCCCUCCGCCUGCGCUGCAAGGGCGAUUUGCACAUCGACGAUCACCACACCGCCGAGGAUACUUGUCUGGCGCUGGGCGCGGCGUUCAAGGACGCGUUGAAGGGGAGCACGGGGCUCGCACGGUUCGGAUACGCGUAUGCGCCGCUGGACGAAGCGCUGUCCCGAGCGGUCAUAGAUCUCUCAAAUCGCCCAUUCUGCGUGACGGAGUUGGGGCUGAGGAGAGAGAAGAUUGGGGAUCUGAGUACCGAAAUGAUACCGCACUGCCUGCAAUCCUUCGCGCAGGCCUCGGGCACCACGCUGCAUGUGGACUGUCUCCGCGGCGACAACGACCACCAUCGCGCCGAGUCAGCCUUCAAGGCGCUUGCCGUCGCCAUACGGCAGGCCACCACCGUCGUGAAGCAGUGGGAAGGUGAGGUCAGGAGUACUAAGGGCGUGCUGUACUAG
Didymosphaeria variabile is the source of this 693-nucleotide messenger RNA. It is a transcript of the gene HIS3, whose product is annotated as imidazoleglycerol-phosphate dehydratase. The transcript is spliced from 2 exons. Gene Ontology annotation, biological process: L-histidine biosynthetic process. Gene Ontology annotation, molecular function: imidazoleglycerol-phosphate dehydratase activity. Bases 1 to 693 code for a protein of 230 amino acids. NCBI's taxonomy places the organism in Eukaryota, Fungi, Ascomycota, Dothideomycetes, Pleosporales, Didymosphaeriaceae. The record is from RefSeq and is a predicted model, not a curated record.